AUGCCUCGCUAUCCUACUAUCCCCAUCGUCUCCGAAAGCGAGACAGACUACUCCGACACAGACAUCUCCAUUGAAGCCCGUUCCCCGCGUCGACGUACGUCAUUCAGAAGACGCUCUGUGUCCCGUCAGCGCCAGCCCGACUAUAGCAACUCCUACUUGAGCCCGGUCGUUCAAGACCUUGGUGGUCUACAGAGGUCUGCCUCGACGGGCGGCCGCCGACUGAACCACCGCGACCAUCACCGGGAGCCCCCGCAAAUCGUGGUGGAUAUCAACAACAACACCCGCGAUCGCAGCUCCAAUAAGGCCCGGCGUUCGCAGCCGCAGCUUGAGACAAGCGACUCAGAGGAGUCCGAGGAUGAAUCCAUGCUGCGGAAUCACCGACGGGCGAAAACUCAGGCCACAACCCCACGAGACUAUUCGCUGUGGGGUCGGGAGCCCGAACACCCUCAGCGGGACUACGACAUGCUCGUCGACCAGCGACUGCUACAGCGGAACGAUGCUCGACAAGACAUGGAGCUCAUGAAGCAGCAGGCAGAGAUUGAACGGUUGGAGCGGGAGCUCGCACGUCGUCGUGAGGAGCACGAAGCCCACAAUGACGAACGUCUGGAUCACCGUCACGAGCACCGUCUCGUCCGCGAGGAAGACUUGUGGUACGAAGACGAGAUCAGUGAGCGGAUGAAGCGACUCGAGCGAUUCGAGAAGAAGGAGCGAAUGGAAGAAGAGCGCUCUCGGGCUGAGUAUAACCUUAAGAUGAAGCGCUUUGAAGAAGCGGAGCGCGAAGCGGCGGAGCAGGAGGAAGUCCAGGCCAAGAUCCACGAAGAAAAGAUGAAAGAACUCCAGCUUCGAAUUGCAGAGGAGAAAGAGCGCGAGCGCAUUCAGGCCAAGAUACAGGAGGAGAAGCUCCAGGAGCUCAAGCGCAAGAUUGAAGAAGAUGAAGAAAAGGAGCGCAUCAAGCAGGAGAUUCGUGAAGAAGAGGCCAGGAAGCUCCUUCAGGAGCAGGAACGUGCAGCGCAGGAGGCUGCGAUGAAGGAGGCUGCUGUCGCGGAAUGGAAGGCCGAAGAAGAACGGCGGAUCACGGCUGAGCGCAAGGCCCAGGAACUCAGGGACCAUGAAUUCAAAGAGAGGCUUAGGAUGGAAUUUGGCUACGAUGAAGGAGCAAUCCAAGACCUCAUUGUCAAGAGCAAGACGCCAGAACAGCCUCCACCUCCUCCUGCUCUGCCGGCCGAGGAAGAAAAGAAAGAGGAGAAGGAGGAACAUCACCACCGCGCGACAUGGAUCAAGGUCCACCGCAAGCAUCUUAUCCCGGAUACGCUGAUGGCCUAUCGUCUGCCAUGGGACUGGGACGAGAUCGACCCCAACUACAUCAUCAUCAAACAGUGGAUCUCCGAGGACUUCCAGGAUGAGCUCUUUGCACACACUAGACGUCUGCGCGACGGUAGACUGGUCGCGCAGAAUUCCAGCUCGCUAACAGAGCUGAAGGUCAACGACCGGCAUAAGGACAAGAUGUACCUUGUACGGAAGAAGAGCCCUGGCCGUCGCUCGUGGAUCUUUACAUGA
Aspergillus ruber CBS 135680 is the source of this 1557-nucleotide messenger RNA. RefSeq lists its product as uncharacterized. The coding region runs from base 1 to 1557 and encodes 518 amino acids. The record is from RefSeq and is a predicted model, not a curated record. The transcript has 4 exons. NCBI's taxonomy places the organism in Eukaryota, Fungi, Ascomycota, Eurotiomycetes, Eurotiales, Aspergillaceae.